AUGCGAGUUGUGCCUUUACAGGCAAGAACCAACAUCGUCCUUGAAAAAGGAAUAUAUGUGGAUGAAAAUUCUAGAUCCUGUAAGUCUCAUUUUCAGAAUGACAUACUCACCCAAACUGCAAUGUCACAGAUUGAAGGAACGAAUGACGAGACUUAUCUCAACAGGACAGACAUUGCUGACCUUCUUCAGAGGAUGAGACAAUCAAUGUUAUUAAAAGCUCGAUUAGACUUUGAAAAUCCAUUAUCAUUGUCAGAUGAAGAUUAUUACUACUUUACAGGUCUGUCUAAGAAUCAAUUUUUUGAAGUCCUGUCAUCUCUUACCUCUCUCAGAAAUACAUCUGUCCGGUCUAAACGAACCUGCCUUGCAAUCUUGCUUGUAAUACUUCGCACUGGUUUAUCAAAUAAUCUUCUGGCCGUAUUGUUUUCUCUAAAGAAAUCACAAAUACAAAGGUCUAUCCAUGCUGCCAAGAAUGCUUUGAUUCAGGAUUAUGUUCCAAAAAACCUUGGAUUUCAACACAUUGAUCAUGAUACCUUUGCACAACAACAUACAACCCCUCUAGCUAAAACUCUUUUUACAUCUGGAACUUCUAAUUCUGCAGUGCUGAUAAUGGAUGUGGAUCGCGGAUUCCGUGAUUCUGUGGAUUUCUUAACGAGCUGCGGCUUACAAGUGGAAAUGCCAUGCUUUCUAAGGAAAGGAUCAAAUCAACAUUGCACAGAAGAGGCAAAUCUUUCCCGGUUGAUCACAAAAGUGCGCUGGGUAGUGGAAAGUGUCAAUGGCAGAAUAAAAAAUUGGAAACUCUUGGAUAAAGUUAUAUCAAACCAUUAUGUUAGUUCAAUAGGUGACUUUGUGCGAAUAGUUUGCUCACUCUGCAACAACUUCAGACCGCCACUAUCCAACCAUAAUCCAGAGGGGGAAAGCAUUGCCAAAGAAAUGUUGGAGAGAUCAAAGUUUAUAAAUCAUGUCAAGGCAUUAGUAGAGGAAAACAAUUUGAUAAGAAAGAGAAAUACAUACAUAAAUAUCACUGAAGAAAAUGAGACUCUAGACAAUUUUCCAAAAUUAUCACUAGAUGAUCUUCGACAGAUUACAUUUGGCAUAUACCAGUUAAAGCAGGCCCAACAUUACACCGCUGAGCACAUAGCAGAUGAUGGACUCUAUUCUAUUCUUUUAUGUAAAGAUUUACCAGAUUUCUUUCGAGUAAAGAUACAGUCCAGGCAUUCAAACCACAUCAUACACAAUUUAUGGAUACAAUACUCACCAGAAAAUUCAACAAUAACAGGGUGGUAUUGUACUUGCAAAUCUGGUGCCCGUGUCGUUGGUACAUGUGGCCAUGUAGCAAGCGUUUUGUGGUAUUUGGGGUACAAACGACACGUGAACAGAACCAUUCCAAAGGCACACAUGGUUGACAAUGUUUUGAAUGCAGAGGAUCUACCUCAGACUGACAGUGAUAGUGAUGCCGAGAACGAAGAAGAGGUUCACUCUUCAUUAGAAGAGUAA
Saccostrea cuccullata (small rock oyster) is the source of this 1494-nucleotide messenger RNA. RefSeq lists its product as uncharacterized. The record is from RefSeq and is a predicted model, not a curated record. Gene Ontology annotation, molecular function: zinc ion binding. The transcript is spliced from 2 exons. NCBI's taxonomy places the organism in Eukaryota, Metazoa, Mollusca, Bivalvia, Ostreida, Ostreidae. Bases 1 to 1494 code for a protein of 497 amino acids.